GCCGGGCUGGCACUGCGCGGCACGGCACGGCGCGGAAGGGCGCGGAAGGAGCGCGGCUCCCAUGCGCACGCCCUGCGCGCUGCCCGGACCCCCGCCGCCAGCCGCAAGACCUGAGAAAAGCGAGGCCCAGGCUCUGGAGAUGUUUGGAGAAAGAGCCAGACAAUUCUGCUCCCUGCACCUCUGCUCUGCCCCGAGCUCCUCCUGACCUUUCUUCCUUGGAGGCAAAGCAGCUCUGCAUGAGUGUGCCAGUUUUGCACGUCCGGGGGGAGAAGGGGACCGCUGCUCUCCCUGUGCCAGCUGCAUUGCUCACUGCCGUCCCCUUGAUCAGGCCGGUUGCUGGCUGUGUCUGCGCAGCAGAUGUCGUGGCACCCACAGUACCGCAGCUCCAAGUUCCGCCACGUGUACGGUAAAGCUGCCAGCAAGGACAAGUGCUACGACUGUGUGCCCAUCACCCGCAACGUCCACGACAACCACUUCUGCGCCGUGAACCCCCACUUCAUUGCGGUGGUGACGGAGUGUGCGGGUGGGGGGGCCUUCCUCGUCAUUCCCAUCCACCAGACAGGCAAGCUCGACCCACAUUAUCCCAGAAUAUGUGGGCACAAAGGGAAUGUUCUGGACAUCAAGUGGAACCCGUUCAAUGACUUUGUAAUAGCUUCAUGUUCAGAAGAUGCCACAGUUAAAAUCUGGGACAUCCCCAAGCACUUGCUAACAAGAAACAUUACCAGUCCGAAGAAGGAACUUCUUGGACAUGUUCGAAGAGUGGGCCUCAUUGAAUGGCAUCCCACUGCUAAUAACAUCCUCUUCAGCUCUGGCUAUGACUACAAGAUAAUGAUCUGGAACCUUGACACCAAGGAAGCUGUCAUCUCAAACCCCGUGAAGAUCCUUGAUGCUCACAAAGAUGUGGUCCUCUCCAUGUCAUUCAACACAGAUGGCAGUCUCCUUGCCACAGCCUGCAGGGACAGGAAGAUACGUCUGAUAGACCCGCGUGCAGGAACAGUCCUACAAGAAGCCAGCUACAAGUCUCACAGAGUCAAUAAAGUCUUGUUCCUUGGAAACAUGAAAAAGCUGUUCUCUACUGGAACAUCUCGGUGGAACAAUAGGCAAAUUGCAUUAUGGGAUCAAAAUGACCUUUCCGUGCCUUUGCUGGAGGAGGAUCUGGAUGGCUCCUCGGGACUCCUGUUUCCCUUCUACGACUCAGACACACACAUGCUUUACGUUGUGGGAAAGGGUGAUGGAAAUAUACGGUACUAUGAGAUAAGCCCUGAGAAACCAUACCUGAACUACCUGAUGGAAUACCGUUCUCAUUUACCACAGAAGGGAAUUGGAAUGAUGCCAAAGAGAGGCCUUGAAGUGUCAGCUUGUGAGAUUUUCCGUUUCUACAAACUGAUCCCAACUAAAAGCCUGAUUGAGCCCAUCUCCAUGAUUGUGCCUCGACGGUCGGAGUCAUACCAGGAAGACAUCUACCCCUUGACCACAGGAGCCCAGCCAGCACUGACAGCACAAGAGUGGCUGAACGGAGUCAACAAAGGGCCCCUCUUGGUAUCCUUAAGACCAGGCUCUGGAGCUGUGAAUUCCUUACCACAGUUUCCUGAGCCAGAGCCACUCGUGAAAACUACUGACCUGAACCAGCACCAGGAUUGGGGAGGAAAGAUGCCACUGGAGGGCAUGCAGAAGUCAAGUGACAUUGGAGACAACAGAAAACAGCUGAAAGUGGAGGAGAAAUUGCCGAAAAAUGAGCAAAUGCGCCUCUCCAAUGGCUUCGACAUAUUUGAGUGUCCACCACCAAAAACUGAAAAUGAGCUUUUGCAGAUGUUUUACCGGCAACAGGAAGAAAUCCGUAGACUACGUGAGCUGGUAAAUCAGAGAGAUGUCCAAAUUAAACAGCUGGAGCUGGAGCUCAGAAACCUCUGCACGGACACAGGUGGUUACUGAGGGUGCUGGCCUGCAGCUCUUUGCACCCCUGGCAACGGGAGCAGACUCCUAGGGUUUUUGCUGGGGGAAAAAUUGAUGCUUCAAGCAGCAGGGACUUCCCUGGCUUGUGGUGGUCACAAUUCCCUAAUCAUCACCAGACAGUUAUUGAUAGACUUGCUGCGCUUCUUCAGGCUCCCCUUGCUUGCCUGCUCACUCAUGCCAGAAGCUCAUGCAUUAAUGCUCGUGAGAGACUUUGGAAACUCUUGCUUAUCUGGCCCUGGAGAAGCCACCUAUUAAGCUCUAGGAACAACCUCUUCUGCUGCCCCUCCACAUGACAUGAGGAUGGGAGACUGCCAGCUUCUUUUCCCACCCGUGGACCCAGUGGUGCAGCUCCUGUGGCCGCUUUCUUCUGCCCUGGGACACCACUCUGCAACUGAGCCUCAGAGGCACCUCUAGCUCCGAAGUGAUCCUCAUGCAUCCCUCUUGCCUCACAGCUUGGCCCUGUGGCCGGGUGGCUAGGCAAAGCCGCGGCUGCCCUGACCUGGUGCUGGGGAUAGUCCCGCUCCGAGCGGGAGGCUGCACUGGGGCUGCCAAGGGACAGCACUUUUGUGAUAUGUAAAGGAGAGUUGGUGUUUGGAGGUCUUACUUUAAAGGGGUGGUGGUGUGGGCUGGUUCUCACUAGAGAAGCUGCAGGUGCAGAAGAGGUCUCUGGGUCCUUUGAGUGAGUGGCCUUCCCUCCCUCCUUCUGCCAAAGACCAGCUGCAGUCAGCUGAGGGCUGUGGUCCUGCGGUGCUCAUCAGACAAAUGAGGACAUUUAAAGCUGCACAGCAUUGGCAGUGGUGGGGUUUGCCAAGAGGGAUUAAAAGGAUGAGGGAGGAGUUGGACCCCCCAGCCCACUGCAGACCUUUCAGCAAUGGUGCUAGAAGUGUGGUGUCAACCACAGGAGGAUCACAGGACCAUGGCUGGUCACAAACAGCCCUCACUGGUUGCUGGAGGGAGCUGCCUCAUCCUUGUGCCCACAACUGCUGGUUCCUUAGCUCCCAGGUGCCAGCGCCUUGUCCCAUGCCUUCAGCCACCUACAAGCUCCCUCUUCCCAGCUGUGUUGCCCAGCCCUCUGCAUCCUCCAGGGCUGCCCCAUCUCCCUAAGCCCUGCAGCCACACACAUCUGUGCCCUUCACCCCCAUCUCUCUAGCACACUGCCUUCCCCAGCCCUUUGCUUAAGGCAAGAGCAGCUGCAGGAUGCAGGUCCCAUCCUUGGUUUCAGGGCUGGCACCUGUGACCAGCGUUACGGAGUCUGCCUGCAAUGUGCAGAUGGGCCAGCAGCAGCACCCACCUGCCCACCCUGUUGAUUCCUGGGGGGUCUCCUCUCGUUUGUUCCCACGGUGUGGGGCAAGAUAGCGCAGUCAGUUGCCCUGGGGUCUGAGCACAGCAGCAGCACUGUAGGGGGAAUGUUUUACCUUGCCCCAAAUGCAGAGCUCAUGGAGAGCAGAGCAAGCAACCACUGUUUAGCCUAUAACUGUGCACCUCUGCUGUGACACAUGUAGGAAUGAAUACUAUGCCCUGCUAGUUCCCUGAAGCCUAAUGAUUUCCCAAAGUCUAAAAAAAAUUAAUUAAUUAAAUAAAUAAUAAAAAAGUCUCCAUACUCAGAAAUUCCCGUGGACAGGACUUCUUAGCAGGGGGACUAAAGGCCGCACACUGCCUGUGCUCGUGUGAGAUGCCCCCUCUGGUUAUCCCUGAAAGCAGAAGCCAGCAGGGAGCUCACGGGCACUAAAUACUCUUACAUGAGAACCACACAAAGACUUUGGCAUCCCUUUUGCUCUGCUGUGAA
Chroicocephalus ridibundus (black-headed gull) is the source of this 3739-nucleotide messenger RNA. It is a transcript of the gene CORO2A, whose product is annotated as coronin 2A. Bases 358 to 1932 code for a protein of 524 amino acids. Lineage: Eukaryota; Metazoa; Chordata; Aves; Charadriiformes; Laridae. The record is from RefSeq and is a predicted model, not a curated record. Gene Ontology annotation, molecular function: actin filament binding. The transcript is spliced from 13 exons.